This is a messenger RNA of Heterobasidion irregulare TC 32-1, 3771 nucleotides long. RefSeq lists its product as uncharacterized. Gene Ontology annotation, molecular function: aspartic-type endopeptidase activity. The transcript has a single exon. Gene Ontology annotation, biological process: proteolysis. NCBI's taxonomy places the organism in Eukaryota, Fungi, Basidiomycota, Agaricomycetes, Russulales, Bondarzewiaceae. The record is from RefSeq and is a predicted model, not a curated record. Bases 1 to 3771 code for a protein of 1256 amino acids.
AUGAAGUUCAAGGUCGCCGAUCAGCCUGAGGCAUCUCAAGAUAGACGUGAACGAGCUUACGUAAACCUAACUCGGACUGUUAGCGAACCUCUCAUCAACAUUCCUUUAUCCUUUAGUCAAUACCGAAACUCAAGCCCAGUAUCUGCAAUUGUUGACACAGGGUCGCAGCUCAAUAUUAUCUCUAAGGAAGUUUGCGAUGAGCUCAUGUUCCUACUAGUUAACAAGGAAGCGCACAUUAGGAUGCAUGAUGCCAAUGGUGGAGAAGGAGAACUCAUCGGACUCAUUGAAGAUAUCCAGUUGCAGUUUGGAGGAAUAACCACUUGGACCAGUCUUUAUAUUGGCGAGAAUCUUCCAUUCUCAAUGUUGCUAGGACGUCCCUGGCAGAGAGGCAAUUUUGUGGGAAUUGAUGAGAGGAAGGAUGGAACCUAUCUGCAAUUUAAAGAUCUAGAUAAUCUAGAUGUAGUCCAGUUCGAAGCUAAGGUUGCUGACGCUGAAGGAAGAGAGAUGGGAAAUGGGAAUGAGGAGCGUCCCUCCUGGAUUAGGCAUCGGUUUCCUAUUUCCGAGAGCUUCCAGAUCUACACAGCCUCGCUUGGUAAUACUUUGGACCUGAUAAGGAAGCCGGAAAUCAGGUCAUUUGAUUGGGAUCAUCCUGAAAGUCACUUGUGGAACCCGGGCCAGAGCCAAAUCAGUCAUCAGGAACAUUGGAAAAGGCUCCAGGCAGCAGCUGGACUCCUCCAGCUGAGUCAGACAUCAGUCAUCAGAAGCGCAGAAGAAUCACAUGCUGAUGGUAACCCGGAGACAUGGUCCUGUCUAGAUCUGUCAAAAGAUCUCCCAAGAAGAUUCCCAAGGGAAUCGGAAAAUUCCGAUAAAAAAGAAGCGCCGAGUUUACUACCCUGCUUGGCAUCACCUACUGAGAAAACCCAGUUCUCUGCAGUCUUGCAAAAAAGGAAAGGAAAACACAUGGAUAGCAUGAGCAAGCUGACUCGGAGACUUGAAGAAAUGUCUCUAGAAAGGAGGAGAAACAUCCAAGGAAAAGGUAUAAAAAGGAGGAGGAUUGAGCAGGGAAAGGAUCAUCAAAUCACAUUCUCAAUGCCUUCGGAGAGUGCAAGCUCUAAUUUUCAUCUAGCCUUCCGAGAACUGAUUGAGCGACCUUCUUCUCAACUCCCAUUGGCUUUUGAGGUCCACCCACACGCCACCCUUCUUGAUAUUUGUGAGCGGGCUCGGCAAGAAGACAUCCGGCUUAGUCAUGAUGGGGAGACCUAUGACAUCGUCUUGUCCGGCCGGGGAGCUGAGCUUGGAUCUGGCUUCGAGCAGGGCAAGCAUUUUCAUGAUCACGUUCUCCUCACUUCUGCUUCGGUUUCUCAAAUCUCUGGCAGCACUGCUCCUCCUGGUGUGGAGUAUGGGGUGUCAUUCAUUCGAACCUAUCGGCUCCCAGUGCCAAGUAGCAGCCAAAACAUCCCCUACCUGCUUUUCGGCGGCGCCGCUGGAGGAUCCGAUUCUGAAGCUGCGGGCCCCAGGCCAGGCAACCGAACCAAUCCGGCGCUGGAUGCGCAUCGUCUCCUUUCCCUUCCUGCUUCACUGGCGACGCCUCUCGACAACUCCAGUACUCUGCUCACCCAAUCCUUGUCACGCCUCCACGACUUCAUUACAGCCGCCAACGCGCAGCCUGCGCCAGCCCGUCCAGAUGAUCCGCGGAAGGCUGGAAUCAUCCGAAGGGACCCUAACCCUCCUGACGACAACUACCGACCGCCGCCUCCCGUCUCUCCACUCCCUCAGCUCCGUGUCGAUGAAACGGACCUACAAGCCUAUAAUGGCACUCAAGAGGACUUGGACAGCCGAAGAAACGAAGAGGAUCGAGUCAGAACGAGAGAGGAAGGGGUUGAGGGAACUCAGGGCGCAGGGCACGACGCGCGCGACGCGCAAGCGUCAGGCGGAGCUCCUGUCAUCAAUGAGCGCGAAGCCAACAAUCACAGAGGCAGUGGGAGGCGAAUGGAAAAGCGGCGGAGGGAGCAUGACGAGAACAAUGCCAUGGACGUCGACGGGGAGUACUCACGAGGUGCGCAGGGCAGCGCAGACGCAGCGCGGCUCGACACUAACUGCUCCAGCGCAGAACAUUCGUCAUCAGAGGGCUCAACAGACAAGCAGCCGUCCAAGCGGAUCUGCGGGACGUUCUAUUCGACCACUUUCCCCUUCGGAAUACGAGCAUCCACCCGUAACACCAUUCGUCAGGCAAACGGAGUGCGCGCGCAGCCCGCUACAGAUAAUUCAGGUCCAAGGGACCCCCUCUCGGAACUCGAGCGCCCAGGUUCGCGCGCCUCGUCCAACAACGCCGGCAGUGGCUCACGACCCACGAAUGAACUACCUGUACCCACGCCCGUUAGCUAUGCAGUCGCGCGCAUCGCACAGGCGCACACAGCUGUCAGAGAUGCAGCCCAGGCAGGAGUGGAUGGCCCCACAGACCUUGUGGCAGCCGUUUAUGCUUGUACCGCCGCCGCCGAUGCUUUUCACAGGACUGGGAGCCUCGAUGAGAGCUCCGGGGACUUGCACACCAUUCACGCUUGCGCGCCAACCACCCCCGCACCCUCUGUUGCAUCAUUGACGAAUGAGCAGCAAAGACACUCGCCAUCUCCAUUCCCACGAUACGUUCUGCCGCCAGCCCCGUCCCCAGUCGAUAACGCUACAGUAUUUUAUGUACACGCUAGCCCUCCCAUCAUAGACCCUUUUACAGACCCGCGGUUCAUCGCGCAGCCUGCUCUUGGACCUUUUGAGUAUCAUUCGGACGAGCUCAAGAAGCUAGGGAUAUCCCUAUCCGCGGAGGUUCCUCCACCCCCUGAGAGCUCCUCCAUAGCAUCUUCUCAACGCACUCCACCCAAUCCGCAUGGACCACCACCUCCGCAGCCUCCACCAUCUCCAGAUGACGCAGUGCCGCCGUUAUCGACCCUGCCACUAACCCCACCUCAAUUAUCACUCGGUGCGAGCCUAGCAAGGCCCAUUGAUGUUGAUGAUGAAGAGUCGAGCCACGGAGCGCUGACCCCAGGGGAUUUUGAGGAUGAUGAGGAUGACGAAGAAGGUUCGGGAAGGGUUAGAGAGCCGAUUCCAGGGCCAGACAAUCAGCGGUCUCGUAUACUCUUUCGCGAUGGACCUGUUAUUCACAAUCAUGAUGGCUCACUCGUCUUGACCCAGAAGCCUUCAACACCAGUCUAUGGGGAUAAAUUUCCAUUUCUUUCAACAAUCAUCGAGCGGUUCUGGUCAGGCUCGCACCCCGACACAGGUAGCAUCUUGCCGCGUGCAAGAGUUCUGAUGCCCGGAAUUAUCCCGGUGUGGGCCCACUGGCGAAACCUUACUAUGAGUGUCAUUGUAUCUCUCCGGAGUUUUGUUGAAAGGCAGUACUAUCAUCCCCGACAGUAUGACCACUCUCUCAAGGCUACCUUCGUGGACCCCUCAUUUCAACUUCUCCUCACUUUCGGCAGGCUGGAAUCAAUCACUGCCCUAGACUGGUGUAACCCCUUGAUGUAUUCCGAUGAGUCAUAUUUUAUCUGGGAGGUAUGCUGGCUAUUUGAAAUCCAGGGAAGGCAUGAUUUCGCGAAGGUCUUGCAUAGGUUCACUGACAUCCACUUUGCCGAUGACCUAACCAUCUGCCAUCUUGUUAACAACCACUUUUUUGACCCUUCUCCCGACAAGGCAUGGGCCCGGAACUACUUUCGACGACUCGACCGCGCAGGCGCCAUGGUUGAGGAGCUCCGAGACAGGGAGCGGAGGUACAUGGAGUAA